AGCUGGUUCACUUCCUAUAGGGACUGAAAACCAAGUGAGGAGAUGAAGGAUUGCAUUGUACUACACCAGAAAAUACAGAGAGGAUAGAUACUAUAGAUAGAUCCUGAGCAUCACCCAAGGAACAACUGCACAACUGCGGGAAGUCAUCAAGUCCCUUCACAGUAUUGCUCAAUCCAGAAAAGGUCGGACAGGGAAACUAUCAUCUGGAAAUCAGUCGGGUCAGGAGAGUUUUGACGUAUCAUCCACUCUCCGUGUACAUCAACGCAUUCACACAGGAGAGAAACCAUUCACAUGUGAGGUGUGUGACAAAUCAUUCACAGACUCAUCGACCCUCUGCCAACACCAACGUAUCCGCACAGUGGAGAAAUUAUUCCCAUGCCAGUUGUGUGAGAAAUCAUUCUCAUCGUCAUCGACCCUCCAGGCACACAAACUGGUCACUGGCCUUCCAUCAGAUCUAGUCUUUCUGAAGGUUCAGCUGUGGGUGAUCAGUGAGGGUGUGGCUAGGAAGAAGUGUGAGUGGGUUCCAAGUAUGGUGAGAGCUUCAAUCAUUCAUUGAGUCUCGUGAACCAUUGACUCAUUCAUACUGAUGAAAGACUUUCAAGUGUGAGUUGUGUGAGGCUCAUAAGAUCUCCUAAAACACAAGGUAUUUCUGUUAUCUGAAUGUUAACUUAUUCGGGUCACUUCAUGGAGGUUGAACAAUUCAUAUGUGAGGUGUGCGGCCAAGCUUUCCAACACAAAUCAAUACUCAUGACUCAUAGAUACAUUCACUUUUUGCAGAAGCCAUUCAAGUGUAAUGUGUGUGAUCAGAGUUUUGCACAUUCAUCAGGCCUGGUGAAUCACCAGCGUACCCACACUGGGGAGAGACCAUUCACAUGCACUGUGUGUGACAAAUCCUUCUCACGGAAAUCGAGGCUGCUGCUGCAUCACAGGAUUCACACUGGCGAGAAACCAUAUACCUGUGAGGUGUGUGCCCAAUCAUUUACGGAACCAUCAAACCUCCGCUCACACCAACGUGUUCACACGGGAGAGAAGCCGUACAGAUGUGAGGUGUGCAAUAAGCUAUUUUCACAAUCAUCGACACUCCUGCUCCAUCGCAGGAUUCAUACUGGAGAGAAACCAUACACCUGUCAGAUGUGCAACAAACCAUUUGCAGACCCUUCCAAUCUCCGUGCACACCAACGCAUUCACACUGGUGAGAAGCCCUUCAAAUGUGAAGUAUGUAACCAGGGAUUUGCACAGUCAUCAGGCCUAGUGAAACAUCGCCGCAUUCACACUGGAGAGAAACCAUUCACGUGUGACGUGUGUCACAAAUCAUUCUCGCAGUCGUCGACCUUCCUUGAACACCAAUAUAUUCACACUGGGGAGAAACCAUUCACAUGCAAAGUUUGCAUGAAAUCAUUCACGUCAUCAUCCACUCUUCGUGUACAUCAACGCAUUCACACAGGAGAGAAACCAUUCACUUGUGAGGUGUGUGACAAAUCAUUCACAGACUCAUCAACCCUCCGCAAACACCAACGUAUCCACACAGGGGAGAAACCAUUCCCAUGCCAAGUGUGUGAGAAAGCAUUCUCAUCCUCGUCAACCCUCCAGGCACAUAAACACGUUCACACCGGGGAGAAACCAUUUAUGUGCAAAGUGUGUGAGAAAUCAUUCUCACAGUCAUCGAACCUUCGUACUCACCAACGUAUUCACACAGGGGAGAAACCUUUCAGAUGUGUGAUGUGUGAUGAAUCAUUCUCAAGGUCAUCUGUCCUUCUUGUACAUCAGAGGAUUCACACAGGGGAGAGACCAUUUAUAUGUGACGUUUGUAACAAAUCAUUCCUGACAUCAUCAGACCUCCUUCUCCAUCAGAGGAUUCACACAGGGGAGAAACCAUUCACUUGUCAAGUGUGUAGUAAGUCAUUCUCGAGAUCAUCAAACCUGUUGCUCCAUCAGAGAAUUCACACGGGGGAGAAACCAUUCACAUGUGAGGUGUGUGGCAAAUCAUUCUCAAGGUCAUCAAUUCUCCUAGUCCAUCAGAGGAUUCAUACGGGGGAGAAACCAUUCAACUGUGAAUUAUGUGAUAAAUCUUUCACACAGUCAUCUACCCUCCUUGUACAUCAACACAUUCAUACAGGUGAGAAACCAUUCCUGUGUGAGGUAUGUGAGAAAUCAUUUUCAUCAUCAUCAGAUUUAUGCAAACACCAACGUAUUCACACAGGAGAGAAACCGUUUAAGUGUGAAAUGUGUGACAAGUCUUUCCCAGAUUCAUCAAAUCUCCGCAGACAUCAACGCAUUCACACUGCGAAGGAACUAUUCAGGUGUGAGAUGUGUAACAAAUCUUUCUCAGACUCAUCGAACCUACGCACACACCAUCGCACUCACACAGGGGAGAAACCAUUCCAGUGUGAGGUGUGCAGCAAGUCAUUCUCAGUAUUUUCAAACCUCCAUCGACACCAACGUAUUCACACAGGGGAGAAACCUUUCAGAUGUGAUGAGUGUAACAAAUCAUUCUCACAGUCAGAUAGCCUCCUCAGACACCAACAUAUCCACACAGGGGAGAAGCAUUUCACAUGCAAAGUGUGUGACAAAUCAUUCUCACAGUCAGUAAGCCUCCACACACAUCAGCAUAUUCACACGGGGGAGAAACCAUUCCGGUGUGAAGUGUGUGACAAAUUAUUCUCAAGGUCAUCAGAACUCUUGCUCCAUCAAAGGAUCCAUAUGGGGGAAAAACCAUUUACAUGUAAAGUGUGCAAGAAAUCAUUCUCAAGAUUAUCAAUCCUCCAUGUCCAUCAGAGGAUUCACUCAGGCGAGAAACUGUUCAAGUGUCAUACUUGCGAAAAAGCAUUCUUCCAGUCAUCUACCCUCCUCGUGCACCAACAUAUACACACAGGGGAGAAACCAUUCACAUGUGAAGUGUGUGAAAAAUCAUUCCAAAAUUCAUCAAACCUCCAUGUACAUCAACGCAUUCACACAGGGGAGAAACCAUUCAUAUGUGACGUGUGCGACAAAUCAUUCCCAGAUUCAUCAAACCUCCACAAACAUGAACGCAUUCACACAGGAGAGAAACCAUUCAGGUGUGAGAUGUGUGACAAGGCUUUCACACAAACUGUGCAUUUGCUGGUCCAUCAACGCACUCAUGCAGUGGAAAAACCAUAAAGCUGUUGAGUUCUAUAGCCAACGUUUCACACAAUUUUUGGAACUCCUAGAACAUCAACAAACUCACAUGGGGACUUCUCAGCCAGGUUCUUGCCCAAUCUGUACUCAGAGUGUGAACCUGUACCCAGUCUCACUGUGCAGGGUGUUCAGUGGGACUGGGACACAGAACAAGAAGCAACUUUCACUCCCGUCAAACAACUAGUGAUGACAUCACCAGUGCUGAGGGAUUGUGAGAAAGUGAGGACUGCAGAUGCUGGAUAUCAGAAUGUGGUGCUGGAAAAACACAGCCAGUCAGGCAGCAUCCGAGGAGCACAAGACUCGAUGUUUCAAGCAUAAGCUCUUCAUCAGAAAUGAGGGACUAUGAUGUCAACAAUGGAGUCAGCCUGCAACGUGAUGCCAGUGAAAGAGGACUUGGAGUAACUCCUGCUAUCCUGUAUAGUGAAAGUGAAGAUUAAUGUGAAAAGCUGUUCAAUUCACCUGCCAGCUCCUUAUUUUAGUAAUUGUCUAUACUCAAAUUCUAUAGGAUCAUUGCUUUCUUUGUUAUUUUAUUUUCCUUUUGAGAUACUAAU
Hemiscyllium ocellatum (epaulette shark) is the source of this 3707-nucleotide messenger RNA. Its product is annotated as zinc finger protein 271-like. The record is from RefSeq and is a predicted model, not a curated record. NCBI's taxonomy places the organism in Eukaryota, Metazoa, Chordata, Chondrichthyes, Orectolobiformes, Hemiscylliidae. The transcript is spliced from 3 exons. The coding region runs from base 661 to 3138 and encodes 825 amino acids.